This is a messenger RNA of Zingiber officinale, 2900 nucleotides long. RefSeq names its product probable E3 ubiquitin-protein ligase ZFP1. The record is from RefSeq and is a predicted model, not a curated record. Bases 1185 to 2747 code for a protein of 520 amino acids. The transcript has 11 exons. NCBI's taxonomy places the organism in Eukaryota, Viridiplantae, Streptophyta, Magnoliopsida, Zingiberales, Zingiberaceae. Gene Ontology annotation, molecular function: ubiquitin protein ligase activity.
UGAUCUAUGUGGUUGAGAAUUAUCAACAAAUAGCUCUUAGUUUAUUCACUCGCAAAAUGAUGAAUCUCUUGAGGUUGUUCGACACGUGGGGCUUUACAAACUUUACAGAUAGGUUGAUGAAUAUCUAAUUUGCAAAUUCAUGGUUGAUUCAUGCAUAAGCUGCUUUGGCACUAGUUUGUACAGAAAAUUCUUAUCAUGCAGAAUUUGUUGUAGUUGGUGAUUUGAAUGCUGAAUACUGAAGAUAUUGUUUUGGAUGAACAGGCACUUUGUUGACCUUAGUGGGUCAUGAAGAAGAGGAUUUGGAAUUGUGAAUUCUCGUCGUUACUUUCUACCAUGAGCAGAAUGAGGUUUUGAGGCUUUACAAUGUCGGACCUGGGUUUUGGAUUUCUGGCCCUCUGAAGUGUGUGAUGUACAGAUAGCAGGAUUGCUAUUUGAAACAAUAUUUGAUGGGUCCUUCAACUAUUAUAUCUAAAAAAGGUUUUAAGUGAGGCUUGUACUAGAGAACCCCUUAGAUAGCUUGUCUAUCUUGAUUCUCAAACAAUUGGCAUAGAUAAUGCUAAUGGCAUUAAUGAUGAUAGUCAUGUAUCCUUUCAAGCAUCAUGUGAUGCUGCUGCACUAAAAAUAGUUUUUGAGGCCUUGGAUCUAUCUGAUUCUUCACACAUAUAUGCUUGUUUAGCAUAGCUGGAGCCAAUUGUUAAGGAAAGCUUAAAACUUUCACGUCAUAGCUAAUUUUUCUUAGUCCGUUCUUUAGGUGAACUAUAUGAAUUAUCCUGGAUGAACCAAUUUUGGCUGGCUUGUAGGACAUGACAGUGAACUGGCAAUAAAUCUUGAGGUUCUUCAUGUAGUUGUCAUGUUUUAUACAGUCUUCUGUCCUCUGCUGUAAGACUCAACUUACAAGAAUCACUAGCAGGGCACUGAAAGGGCAUAUCAAGACCAGCAUGGUGAGCAUUCUACAAAGGGGGUAAAUCAAUAUGAAGCUCUUCUAAAGCCAUGCCAUCAAAGGGCUUUUCUAAGAUCAAGUCAUCAAGGAAUCUUUUUAAGUCAUCAAGAAAUUCUUUUUAAGUCAUCUGGAUUUUUCUAAGUGAAAUUUUUUGUGAAGGCCAACCCUAUUUUUCGGGACAUGAACUGACAUUGCAUGCAUUUUUGGCGACCACAGCUGAUUCCAUUAGGAUGGUUAAGCUAGUAUGGACCAGAGGCACUCAAUUAAUCAAAAUCACAUGUACGAAAUGGAUCGUGAGCAGAUUUGGAACCAUCCACAGCAUGAUCACCAUUUGAACUUUGGAAAUUCUUCUAUGUUUCCAGCAGAAAAUACAACAACUAAUGGAGCAAACCCAGUCACUUAUUUCAACUCUCAUUUGAGGUCAAAUAACCAUCAAAUGGAAUAUUUUAACUCCCAGGUUCCAGUGCAUGUGCAAACUAAUGAUAUGGUAAUACCUUAUGAUGUAUAUACACAUUUUCCUUGCGGUGGAAGCAUUAGUCAACAUCCACCACAUUCUAUGCAGCAUGGAUUUUCUCAUAACCAAUAUGCAGUGGGGGAUAUAAGGAGGAAUGUCAAUCCCUUAAUUGAAAUGGAGUAUGAAAGAUCACCUUAUAAAAGAAAAUUUCUAGCAAACUUCGUGUUUCCUCAUGGAGAAAACACAAACAGAUAUAAUAGUGCUGGAAGUUCUUCCAACCCAACAAUUUCAACUGAAAUUUCACAGGGAAAACCUCAUGAUUCACAGUGCUGGCCUUGUGAUCCUGUUAGCUUUGAUCAUAGUCAUAGGAGUGAAAAUUCAUCAAAUUCUGGGCAAGGUUCUCAGAGGAAUGUUAGAAGUCGGCAUGAUACUGCCAUUCACUUGGAGAACAUCUCAUCUGGAGUCAGAACAACUACCAACUCAUCUCAUCUAGUUCAAUCAAUUGCAAGUACUUUGAAUGCCAACAUGGGAGCCCAGUGGAUUCACUCUCCAGUAUUUAUAAAUCCUAAUUCAAGAUCUUUUUCUUCAGAAACAAACUCCUUCAGUUAUGAUAUCAACCAUUCUUUUGUAGCAAACCAUGGUACCGCUAACAAUAUGGGCAUUGAUGGAGGCUACAGAUCCAAUCUGCAAUCACACAGUGGUCCCUUGUUGCGUGGUCGGAUGAUGGCUCCAAUUAUCCAUGGUCAAAGAACAGCUUACAGAGUCAAUCCUAGCUACCAGGCUGUCGAUUUAGCAGCAACUUCUCAAAAUACCAGGUUGCAGAGAGUGGAAUCCGCCAGGUCCUCAGUGCCUCCAAUGCCAUCAUCAAUAGUUCAUCGGAAUAAUAGGAGAAAUGGAAGAAUGAGUCGUUCUAACAGAUUCCGUUCUUUCUUGAACGAAGAUGCAUCUCAUGUUAGACGGACACCUGAGAGAAUAGUCCUGAUGGAUCACUCUGCCUUGUAUGAUCCAAUGCAUUUUCUUGAUCAACACCGUCAUAUGCGACUGGACACUGACAACAUGAGCUAUGAGGAACUGCUUGCUUUGGAGGAAAGUAUAGGCAAUGUGAGUGCCGGUUUAUCUGAAGAUGCUAUCAGGAUGUGCCUAAGGGAGACAAUUUUCUGCUCCGAUCAGACGGAAAAUGGCCACGAAGAAGAUUGUUGUCCAAUAUGCCUGGAAGUAUAUAAAGAUAGAGACACUCUUGGGCAAUUGAACUGCAAGCAUAUUUUCCAUUCCAGUUGUUUAAAGAAAUGGCUGCUGAUUAAGAACAUCUGCCCAAUCUGCAAAGCCUCUGCACUCGAAGACACUUCGAAGUAAAAAUAAAUGAUCACGCAUGAAAAGUCCCCAAUCCUUUCUUGAUAUCUUGUAAAUAUACUGUAUAACACUUUUUUUAACGCUGAUGAACCAUUCAUUCAGUGUAGGUCCGUAAUUCUUUCAUAGAAAAUGCUUAAUGUUUCUCCUCUUUCAAAA